AUGGGAAUGCAGGGCCCCUUAACUGCGCAAGCGCUUGGGCGGUCUCCUUAUGACGAUGUUGUUGAAUGGGACGAUGAUCAUGAUGAGCCACCAAAUACCAACGACUCUGUUCAACAAUAUGACCAUCGAGGCCGUCCUAUCAACUCUGAAACAAAAAGGAUCAACAGAGACAUUAUUCGUUCCCAUAAUGAAGUUAUGCUAGUUAUUGGGGUUGCUGAACAGGAGAAUCCAACUACAAAUCCAGAGGCCGAGUCUGAUAAACGUCAUGCGAUGUAUGAGGACGACGUGGGCAUAAACCUUGCCUUCUCAGCUCUUCGUUGCGUGGAUGCUGCCGGUGCCUUUGGGCUAGAUGGCUUCCGUCAGCGAGUUUUGAUUUACAAACGCUAUUCUCACAUCCCGUUUUGGGACUUGUAUGCACAGUCCCGCAAUGCCUUCUCUAUCUCCCGAGAUCUUCUGCCUGGUGCGUCUGUCAAUCUUUUCAGUAAUUACACGGACCGACAAAUUGCCCUAUUAUGGCGCGACCGGCCCGACAAGGUGUUUGCUCGUCGACUAGCUCAUGAAGUCUGGUCUCUAUCCUUCUUCGUUCCAUUUACUCGGGAUUCACCAAUUCCGGGCCCCCCACCAGUGAAGGAUCUUUCUUUCCAGUCUCUCCUGCAAUGGGUUGGAUGCCUGUGCAUAUCUUCGACGCCCUUUCUUGUCUGGGUAAUGUCCCAGAGAUUGAUCCGUGACUGGAGACCGCAGAUCUGGGCUAGAAUAUUUCGGUGGUUACCGAAUACCGGCUCUCUCCCUGGCGUGACUAACAGCUGGGUCCCAGCCGACAGGCCCCGUGAUAGAUCAGAGCACCGACGUGCUCAGAGUACAGUCAAUGAUGUGUCACCUAUACGGCCGAUUGACGGACAAAUGCCCAACGACACAGGCCCAGUAGAAGCUGUUCGGCGGCCAAGUACUUUCUCAGCACGGGGGGACGACUAUGCAACUGAUGAAGAAGAUACUGAAGGACUUAGCGCCACCUUGAUCAGCUUUGACGUUGAAGCCACAGCCGAAACCAGCGAAGCACCUCCUGGGCUCUGGAGCGCUGAACUAAGGCCAAGCGUUGAAGCAAGGGGAGCACUUAUGCCUACAACCACCUACUGUGAUACGAUGCUGACGCAGCUGCCCCCUUUGAUCGCCUCACAUAUCUUUGCUGAUGCCGUUUUGAGAUUGGCGACUGCACCGUGGGAAGCAACCGCCCUGCGAUUGAUGGCACACAGUUUCCGUCAACGGCUUAACCUCCCGACUCAUGACAUUUGCGAAAUCAACAUUUUCAGUCAGCUCAAUUUGACAUUCGCAAUCAACUUUCUCGGUACCCAAGUGCUGCAUUUAGCUUUGUGUGGAGAGAUUUGGGCAGCCUUCACGACGGUGGCCACAGUUUUACACACAACGCCUGACGAGUGGCGGGAGGCUGAAGCUGAGGAGCAGGAGAAAAGACCAGAUUGGACAGAUGGGAGUAUUUAA
Fusarium redolens is the source of this 1494-nucleotide messenger RNA. RefSeq lists its product as uncharacterized. NCBI's taxonomy places the organism in Eukaryota, Fungi, Ascomycota, Sordariomycetes, Hypocreales, Nectriaceae. The transcript has 5 exons. The record is from RefSeq and is a predicted model, not a curated record. Bases 1 to 1494 code for a protein of 497 amino acids.